Molecule: messenger RNA, 3603 nt
Organism: Lytechinus pictus (painted urchin)
Lineage: Eukaryota; Metazoa; Echinodermata; Echinoidea; Temnopleuroida; Toxopneustidae
Exons: 2
Coding region: 1-3603 (1200 amino acids)
Biological process (GO): DNA integration
Molecular function (GO): nucleic acid binding
Source: RefSeq, a predicted model, not a curated record
AUGUGGAGCCAGCAAUGGGAAAAUUACUCUAUUCUCACAAAUCUCUCUCAACAACCAGAUCGUUAUCAGACUGCCCUUCUCCUUCACAGUGUUGGACCGGAAUGUCUUCGCGUCUACAAUGGCAUGAAAUUUGCUACUGAGGCUGAUAGCAUCAAAUGUUCUGUGAUUAUGGACAAGUUUAACACACAUUUCCUUGGAGAGAGCAGAGAAUUCUUUGAGAGAUUUAAAUUCAACCAGCGCAAUCAAGAGAGUGGGGAAUCCAUUGAGCAGUAUGUCACUGUUCUUUGUAUGAUGAGCAAAACAUGCGGAUUCUGUGACUGUAUGAAAGACAAGCUGCUUGUUGAUCGUGUCUUGCUAGGUGUGCGUGAUGAUCGUAUGAGAGAACUACUCAUUUCGAGAUCUGACCUUGACCUCACAACUGCUAUAGACGUGUGUAAAGCUGUAGAGGCUACUUCUGUCCAAAUGAAAGCUCUGAGUCAAAAGAAUGAAGACAUACAUAAGGUUGGACAGAGGCAUUUCCCAAAGUCUGGAAGAAAGAAGUAUAGCACGCAGAAACCAAAAGGGAAAGAUCUACAGAAAGGUAAAUCAGAGGUUAAAAAGUGCAAGUUCUGUAACAGGGUUCAUGAGAUGAAAAAAGAGUCCUGUCCAGCAUGGGGACAAAAGUGCAAAGCUUGCAGUAAGCCUAAUCACUUCAAGGGAUCUUCAGUGUGCAAGACCAGGAAUGUUCUUCCACAAAAGUAUCUAAAAGAGGAGGAUGUAGUUCAGAGUGCAAACAUCCGUCUAUCUAUGUGGAAUAAAGCUACAACUCGGGCUAUUGGCAAGUGUAAGGUGAUAACCAGAAAUCCUGCUACUGGCAAGAAAUACAAAGUUGAAUACAUAGUUGUAAAGGAUGAUCUACCUCCACUGUUGAGCAAAACAGCAGGGGAAAAGAUGCAGCUCAUUACUGUUCAUUAUGAUUCCCUUGAGCUAGUACGCAGCAUAGUUCCUGAGGACAUUGCUGAGAUAAUACCUGACAAGUAUCCUGAUGUGUUCUCGUCUUCUUCAAUUGGCACUCUGCCUGGAAGUCCUGUUCAUCUGACAGUUACGGAUGAUGCAAUGCCUACUGUUUGCCCAGCUAGAAUCAUCCCUGAAUCCUUGAAAGGCAAAGUAAAGGAUGCACUUGAUGAUCUUCAGGCAAAAGACAUCAUCGAAGAAGUCAGCUCUCCAACUGAUUGGGUAAAUCAGAUGGCUGUGGUGCAGAAAAAAUCUGGUAAAGUACGUGUUUGUCUAGACCCCAGACCUCUCAACAUCGUGCUUAAGAGGGAGCACUAUCCCUUACCUGUCUUAGAUGAUAUUCUACCUCAGCUUUCAGAUGCUACAGUCUUUUCAAUCUGUGACUUGAAAGACGGAUACCUUCACUGCAAGUUAGAUGAAGAGUCUAGUUUACUGACUACUUUUGCCACACCCUGGGGAAGGUACAGAUGGAAACGUCUUCCAUUUGGUUUGAAAGUCAGUAGUGAAAUCUUCCAAAAGAGGCUUCACCAAGCACUUGAUGGUCUUUCUGGAGUUCGCUGUGUGGCCGAUGACAUCAUCAUCUGGGGCAACAGUGAUGCUGAGCAUGAUGCCCGACUACAUUGUCUACUGAAGAGAUGUCAGGCUGUUGGCAUUGUGUUGAACAAGGAGAAAUGUCAGUUCCGACUGAAGGAAAUCACAUUCCUUGGCCACAUCAAAUCCAGCUCUGGACUCAAACCUGAUCCAUCAAAGAUCGAAGCUAUCCUGAACAUGACUGAUCCUUCUUGCAAAGAUGACAUCCAUCGCUUGCGUGGCAUGGUAAACUACCUAUCCAGAUACCUACCUAAGUUAUCAGAUGUGAUGAAACCUCUCAAUGACUUGACGCAUAACAACUCGGCGUGGACUUGGGACUCCAACCAUGACAAAGCUUUCAAGGUGUUGAAAGAGAUGCUAGUGCAAGCACCUGUGUUGGCCUUCUACGAUCAUAGCAAACCGCUAGAAAUUCAGACUGAUGCCAGCUCCACAGGCAAACACCUAGAUAGAGCUCCAAAGCGUCUGCAAGGGUUACUGCUACGAGCUCUUGCAUAUGACAUACAAGUGAGAUAUCUCAAGGGCAAGGACAACGUCCUGGCUGAUGCUCUUAGCCGUGCUUCUCUUCCCUAUGAGAGUGGACAACAUGAUCUAGAAGUGGUGAAUGCUGUUACCCACUUGGCACUCCCUGAUGACAAGAUAGCAGAGAUAAAAAGACAGACUGCCAAUGACCCUACUCUCUGCCAACUCAAAGACACCAUUCUUGAAGGGUGGCCAGACCACAAGUCACAACUUCCUCAGUCACUCACCCCAUACUUUGGUUUCAGAGAUGAACUUUCUGUCAGUGAUGAUCUAAUCUUCAAGGGUGAACGGCUUGUAGUCCCAAAACAAGUCAGGCACAAAAUGAAAGAGGAGUUACAUCGUGGUCACAAUGGUGUCGAGUCAACUUUGAGGAGAGCUAGUGAUCAUCUCUACUGGCAGGGCAUGAGUAAAGAAAUCAAGGAAUUUAUUCAAACAUGUGCCACAUGCCAAGAAAACUCCAGCUCACAGCCUGCCCAGCCUCUGAUGUCGCACCAGAUUAUAGACAGACCAUGGGCUAAGAUAGGACUGGAUCUUUUCCAUCAUAGUAAUGACACAUAUUUGAUCAUGAUCUGUUAUUACUCAAACUUCUUUGAGAUGGAAAAACUACUGAGGACAACUGCCCCUGCAGUCAUCAAGAAACUGAAACACCAGUUUGGGAGAUAUGGAGUACCUGAAAUCAUCGUAUCUGACAAUGGUCCUCCUUUCUCCUCUAACAAAUUUGCUGAAUUUGCCAAAAAGCUUGGAGUUAAGCAUAAUACCAUCUCUCCAUACAACAGCAAAGCUAAUGGCAAAGCAGAGUCUGCUGUCAAGACUGCAAAAAGACUACUUACAAGAUGCAAGGAUACUGGAGAUGAUGUUGAUCUAGCCUUACUCAACAUUCGCAACACCCCUACACAAGGUAUCCAGAGUAGUCCAGUCCAGAGAUUCAUGGGCCGUCGGACUCGUACUCUCCUCCCCACUUCGACUCGGUUGCUUGCACCUGAUCGCAACCCACAGGCUGAUCUUGAGAGACUGAAAGAAAGCCAGAAACGUCAAGCAAAGUAUUUCAACAGAGAUACAAGAAAGUUGAAAGAUCUCUCACCAGGAGCAGUCGUAAGAGUCAAGCCAUUCAACAAUGACAAGAAGUGGAAGAAAGCAGUUAUCCUUAAGAAACUGGAUGACCGUUCCUAUGAAGAUAGCUGUGAGGGCCAGGUUCUCAGAAGGAACAGAGAACACCUCAGAGCCACAUCUGAACCACAAGAUGUACAUGACACUGGUCCUGCUCUUUUUAACUGGAGACGUUCUGAUGGUAAUCCUCAACCUGAUGUACCAACUACUGAGCGCCAUACUUCCUAUACCAGGACCCAGAUAUCCCAGAACGCGGAUAUUAACAGUCCGGAGAAGUCGCGUGAUGCAAACUUGAAUACCUCAGAAACGGAACCAACCAACCCAGCUUCCCUAAGACGAUCUAGACGUCAGCGACGCGAACCGCUUAAGAUGAGGGAUUUUGUUACGUUUUGA